This is a messenger RNA of Pochonia chlamydosporia 170, 4782 nucleotides long. Its product is annotated as Fes/CIP4 domain-containing protein. The transcript has 9 exons. Gene Ontology annotation, molecular function: protein binding. The record is from RefSeq and is a predicted model, not a curated record. NCBI's taxonomy places the organism in Eukaryota, Fungi, Ascomycota, Sordariomycetes, Hypocreales, Clavicipitaceae. The coding region runs from base 1 to 4782 and encodes 1593 amino acids.
AUGGAGGACAUGGCGAGGUCCGAGUAUCCCGCCAUGCUGGCCAAUCUGCAACCCAGCCAAGCUGUUCAAGCCCUCAACGACCGUGUUAAGCGCAUCAACAAGGUUAAUCUCGAAAUUGCCGACUGGCUCCAGGAACGCCGUCGCAUCGAAGAGCAAUAUGUCCUUGGCCUACGACGGCUCGCACAGAGCAGAGCCCCCAAUUCACAAUCCGAGCUCGGUGUUUUCCAAGUCCCGUGGACUCGAAUUGUUGAUGCCGUCGAACGCAUUGCCCAGUCACAUCACCUGUUUGCCGAAAGACUUGAGAGCGAUGUCGAGCAACCACUGCGCGUCUACCAGCAACGGCGAGAUUAUCAAAAUAUGCACAAUAUCUCGAGCAACUUGACAAUGAUGGCCAGAGAUCUGGAAGGUGCUCAAGACAAGUCAGACAAACUCAACAAGAAGGGCACAAAAGCCAGCACCCAAAAGGUUGACGAGGCUUCUGCUAAGUUGGAAUCGGCCUCGCAGCAAUGGGAAUCGCAAGCGCCAUUUAUUUUCGAGUCACUCCAGGCCGUCGACGAAACUCGUGUCAACCAUCUCCGAGAUGUACUCACACAGUACCAAACCCACGAGGCGGAUCAAGCACAGCGUGUCCAGGAUAUUGCUGCCCAGACUCUGGCCGUAGUCCUGGAGAUAAACACAGAGAAAGAAAUCAAAGACUUUGCCGCGAGCACGACUGCCGGCAAGCCGCCAGCCCCAACGAGGACAUCGACCCGUCGUUCGUCCAUGGCCGGGAGACAGCCUUCUUUCGAACAACCUCCUCCUGUGCCGCAUACAGAGACGAUGAAUUCCACAGCAUCAACGACCAAUCCUCCUCCAACUAGAGGCUCAGUGUCACAGCAAUCGCAACAUGAGGAUGACCUUAGCGAGCAACCCCCGGCGGACCAACCUAAAGAGUCAAAACUUCGUAGACUGGGCACAUUGUUUGGAGGCCGACGACGGCAGAGUGUUCACGGUGGCUUUGGGCAUCUUUCACCUGGUAAAACUGGUGGCACAACAUUUGGCCGACUUGGAAGCAGCCACGGCCGAGGUGUCUCUCCUCGCACUUCAUCAACCAACCUGCAUGACUCAGGCCGUCUGGCCUCCUUGGCCGAGACUCCGGAUACGCCUACGAGAUCGACCCAGGAAGAAUCCAUCAACGAUGCCAGCAGACCGCAUGAAACGACAAAUGGAGUACACGCCAAGGAAGGUACUGAAUCAGGCGCCGUCAAUGGAACACAGUCCAGUGAUUUGUUUGACGUGGUCCCGCCUCCAGGGCCACCCCCUGCUCAGCAAAAUGAGAAGACAACUGGGAUAGCAAAGGACGAAGAGGGCUUUACUGUCCGCGCACCGAUGAACGAUCCCAUAUCUGAAGCUCAGAGAGAAGCCGCUGGCGAGGAGGCCGACCAGCUGUUCAAUUUGACUAUCCAGAACAAGCCAGUCGACGAGGAAGACCCCGAGGCGAAGCAGGCCGCAUUAUCAAACGUUGCCAAUACCUUGAAGCUUGGACCCGCGACUCGACGAACGAGCACCAUACGAGGACGACGAGAUGUUAGAAACACCGUAUACGUACCGCCUCCUGGGGCAACGCAGACAGAAUCAUCUUUGUCUGCGAUUUCCAGCUCACCACCAAUGCCAGGAAGCGCCUCGUUUACAAGGUCUCCUGCUAUGAAUGCCUUGGCGUCGGAAAGCAGCAUUGCUGGCACAUCGGACACCCAGUCUGUUCGAUCUGGGCAUUCGCUAGGCAACUUGAUUCAUGCCAAGCAUCCGGACUUGACUGGCCCUGGUCUGCAAAGCUCUAUUAUCGAAACAGUCUCGGCUACCUUUGAGGAUGGCAUUGUCAAGAGUGCCAACGUUGCCGGCGAACUUGCAUUUGUUCACAAUGACGCAGACAUUUCUGCUGAAAAGACACAUGAAACUAUUCGAAUAAAUAAUUUCCCUAAACUAGAACGCAUUGGACCGAACCGCAUUUUUGUUCAAAACGCCUCGCUUGACCAACCAGAUCAGUUUGCCCUCGAUCUCUCACACCUUUCCAAAACAGCCAUCGCAUUCUCGUACAAGGUCUUUUCCGAGGCGUCCGACGCAUCUAGUCUGGGCAAGCAUUGCCCCUUGUUACUAAAGCCGGCGUGGAAACCCCAGGACGACAAGUUGGGGUUGUUGCUACAGUACCAGCUCAACCCAACCAGCGAGUUAACGGCACCAGUCACUUUGCACAAUGUCGUCUUUGUGGCCAGGUACGAUGGCAAGGCUACUGCUGCCCAAACUAAACCGAGUGGCACGCAUCUCAAGGAUAAGCACCUCGUGUACUGGAGGCUGGGUGACGUUACCCUGACAAGCGACAUGCAAAAGAUUGUAUGCCGCAUCGUUGGAGCUGAUGGCGUCGGCCCAACCCCUGGCCAUGUAGAAGCACGAUGGGAGUACAUUGCAUCGGGAGAUGCAGUUGUCGGCAGUGGCAUAUCAGUGUCUAGGCUAGCAGACAAGGGCAAGAACAAGGAAUUGACUGAGGAUGAUCCCUUUGCGGAUGCUGGAUCAGCAACAAGCCAGACAUGGGUUGAUGUGCCCGUGGCACGGAAACUUGUAGGCGGAAAGUAUGAGGGCAACUGGCCAAACGGUUCACGACCACCCUUCUCCCGACACCUUAUCACCGCGUUCCUCGAAAAGAAGGACAAUGAAAUUGACGGUACCACAACGGAAGCAUCGGAGCUCGAGCCUCGCGUGACACUUAUUGAGACUGCCUACCCGCCAUGUGCUGCAUCAUUUCGCCAGCUGUCUCCUAUUACCAUAUCCGAGUUGCUCCUCGAAACACAUCACCGUGGUAGAAGCAUAUUUGUUCGAAUACUCACACCUCCGUGGCGUGACCCACGACCAUGGACAAGCUUGUUGGCAGUUGUUGAAGAUAAAGCAGGCACUGCCGUGGUGUUGCGCAUGUCUUUUGUCCCUGAGGAGGAUGUUAUACCCGCCGACGAGUACUUGCGGCCUGGCAGUGUGCUGAGACUGAAAGAUCCGUAUUUUAAACAGCUGGAGAACGGAUGGUAUUGUUUGGAUGUUCAUCAUGUCACUGAUGUGAAGUGGUUUGAGGAAACAGAAGAAGGCGUUCCCUCCCAGUGGCGGAAAGAGCCAUCGGACGAGGGCAGUGAGAGUAUUCGGAGGCGAGGAAAUGAGGCUGUGGAGAGAAAGGCAUCGGCAGAGGCGAGCCGCUUAUAUGAAUCGGCAUUGAAGAUUGCCACUACCGUGGAAGAAGAACAGAUCGCGUCUCUCAACCUUUCACUUGCCUACCUUCGGUUGGGGCGCCCGGAGCGAGCCCUCGCGAGGGCUUGUGUCAACGACGGUGGUCGCACACCGACGUCUGAGAAAGCACUUUUUCGGCAAGCUCGAUCACAAUAUGAGAUGGGCACAUUAGAGAUGGGCGCAUUCGGCAGUUGUGUCAACACAUUGCUGAGUCUGCGACGGUUGUGGCCAAGGAAUCGAGCCGCAGGAGACCUGCAGCAACGCGCGCUUGCGAGGAUACAGGAGGAGCGAACGGGUAAUUAUUCAUUCCUUCAGAUGUACGAGCAGGCCAAAAUGACACCUCCCUUGAUCGACUGUGCUACCUUUUCUACGCUAGUGGAGGUAGACGAGUCGUCUCGCGGGACCUUCACAACUCGUCGAGUUGCAGCGGGAGAACUUCUCCUCUGCGAAAAAGCCUUCGCAUAUAGCUAUGCUGACGGCGACGAUGCUUCAUCUCAGAAGCAGAUAUUGAUGAAUACGAAUACGUCGCGAGUGGUUACUGGUGGCCAAGCUCGUCUUCUGGCUGACAUUGUGCAGAAACGUCGUCACAAUUGGGACCUGACGUGUCAAUUUCAAGACUUGGAUGCUGGGGCUGAUAUCUUUUGGGAUCACAAGAACAACAGUGGACCUGAAAUUGAUUCUUUUGUUGUGGAGAGUAUCAUAUCGCGUAAUGCCUUCGGCUGCUCAAGAACCAGUCAUGAUGACUUCCAUAGUUCAAACCGGUAUGAAGUGUCCUCCGAAUACUCGGAUGGAGAAGCGAGAAGCUUUUUGAACUGCGGAAUCUGGAUCCUCGCCUCACACAUCGACCACUCCUGCAUUGGCAACUGCCAGCGAUCUUUUAUUGGAGACGUGCAAAUCAUCCGCGCGACAAAAGACCUCGAGGCAGGUACCGAACUGCUCUUUCCCUACCGCCAGCCGCAAUUGCUUGAAUCGUACCAAGACGUACGGCGAAGUCUCAGCAAAUGGAGCUCCUAUUGUACCUGUCAGUUAUGCCAGCUGAGAAAGAGUACAUCCAGCGAGAUGUUGCACAAACGCAGGGCUUUACACGAGGAACUUGUUCAGCUCUCCGGGGAUUGGCGAACUGUAGAUAUUGCUCGAGUCAAGCUGCUUGUCGAGGAGAUGAAGAAAACAUACCCGGUGAUAGUUGGUAGCCAGAUCCGAUUGGAGCUCUGGAGCCCAUAUUACAUGCUGAGUUACAACUUCGCUUCGAGAGGGAACCUGCGUGAGUCUUUCGACAUGAUGAUCAACGCGUUCAAAGCUUUGGGAUACGACAUCAUUGCUACUCUGCCUAAUACAGAGGGAACACCAGCAACUUUUGAGAUCAAACAGUGGGGUCUGGUCAACAAUUCGGUACCUCAGGCGUUCUUCAUGCUAGGUUCCUGCUGUAAUGGGCUUUGCCCUGAGCUCUGUACCGUAGUGACCGCAUACAGUAAGCUGUCCUAUCGUAUGUUGGUAGGCGAGGGGGACACUGCACACGAUUUCUAUCCGAGCUUUGAAUAG